Messenger RNA from Oncorhynchus masou masou (cherry salmon), 707 nucleotides. RefSeq names its product proline-, glutamic acid- and leucine-rich protein 1-like. The record is from RefSeq and is a predicted model, not a curated record. Lineage: Eukaryota; Metazoa; Chordata; Actinopteri; Salmoniformes; Salmonidae. The transcript has 3 exons. The coding region runs from base 3 to 707 and encodes 234 amino acids.
AGAUGGAAGUUACAGUGAAAGAAGAGGAAGACGAGUUCAGAGUGAUAAAGGAGGAGGAGGAGGAUGUUACUGAGGAGGAAGAGGAAGUGGAGUUCAGAGUGACAGAGGAGGAGGAGGAUGUUACUGAAGAGGAAGAGGAGUUCAGAGUGACAGAGGAGGAGGAGGUUACUGAGGAGGAAGAGGAAGUGGAUGCACCAUUGAGAGCAUCCUGUCCAGCUGUAUCACAGCUUGGUACGGCAACGGCACCGCCCACAACUGCCAGAGGGUGGCGCGGUCUGCCCAACGCUUCACCGGGGGCAAACUACCUGCCCUCCAGGACACCUACACCACCCGAUGUCACAGGAAGGCCAAAAAUAUCACCAAGGACAACAGCCACCCGAGACACUGUCUGUUCACCCCGCUAUCAUCCAGAACGCGAGGAUGCAGUGUUUGGAGUGAAGGAGGAGGAGGGAGAGAUAACUGAGAGAACUCCGGUGCGCUCUGCAAUGCGUUCCUGUCCGCUUUGCCCUAAGGUUGUGGUCGGCUUCAGUCAGCACCUGAGGCACACGCACAAUGUGAGGAACACGGAGGAGAGGAUCCUCCUUUGUAAUUGGCAGUCGGGCCGUGUCAAUAUCAGGCAGGAGCCGUGCCCAGUGACAGGAUGCUCCACCCAUGCCAGCCGGCUGGACCGGCACAUGGACUCACACACGGAGCUCAACAGAGCAUAG